Molecule: messenger RNA, 1469 nt
Organism: Panonychus citri (citrus red mite)
Lineage: Eukaryota; Metazoa; Arthropoda; Arachnida; Trombidiformes; Tetranychidae
Product: actin, clone 403-like
Exons: 2
Coding region: 173-1303 (376 amino acids)
Biological process (GO): mitotic cytokinesis
Source: RefSeq, a predicted model, not a curated record
CAGACCCAUCGUUAGUAUUUAAACUCACCCCGGGCCUCGAGAGUUAAUCAGUUUGCUUUUCAGUCUCGUCUUGGUACUUGGAAUAUAACUCUCUAGUCCUCCCAGCCGGUCUUAUACACUUUCUAAUUUUCAUCUUUUAACUUGAAAACUUAAACAAACCCAAUCAAUCAAAAUGUGUGACGAUGAAGUAGCAGCCCUUGUUGUUGACAAUGGAUCAGGUAUGUGCAAAGCCGGUUUCGCUGGUGAUGACGCUCCUCGAGCUGUCUUCCCAUCAAUUGUCGGUCGACCCCGUCAUCAAGGUGUCAUGGUCGGUAUGGGUCAAAAGGAUUCUUACGUUGGUGAUGAAGCUCAAUCAAAGAGAGGUAUCCUCACCCUUAAGUACCCAAUUGAACACGGUAUCAUCACCAAUUGGGAUGAUAUGGAAAAGAUCUGGCAUCACUCUUUCUACAACGAAUUGAGAGUUGCCCCUGAAGAGCACCCAGUCCUCCUUACUGAGGCUCCAUUGAAUCCAAAAGCUAAUCGUGAGAAGAUGACCCAAAUCAUGUUCGAAACCUUCAACACCCCAGCCAUGUAUGUUGCCAUCCAGGCUGUUCUUUCCCUUUACGCCUCUGGUCGUACCACUGGUAUCGUCCUCGACUCUGGUGAUGGUGUUUCUCACACUGUACCAAUUUACGAAGGUUACGCUUUACCUCAUGCCAUCCUUCGUUUGGACUUGGCUGGUCGAGAUCUUACUGAUUACUUGAUGAAAAUUCUUACUGAACGAGGUUACUCAUUCGUAACCACCGCUGAACGGGAAAUUGUUCGAGACAUCAAGGAAAAACUUUGCUAUGUUGCCCUCGACUUUGAGCAAGAAAUGAUCACCGCUGCCUCUUCAUCUUCCCUCGAGAAAUCCUAUGAACUUCCUGACGGUCAAGUAAUUACCAUCGGUAAUGAAAGAUUCCGUUGUCCUGAAGCCCUUUUCCAACCUUCAUUCUUGGGUAUGGAAUCAUGUGGUAUCCAUGAGACAACUUACAAUUCAAUCAUGAAGUGUGACAUUGAUAUCAGGAAAGACUUGUACGCCAACAUUGUCCUCUCCGGUGGUACCACAAUGUACCCUGGUAUUGCUGACCGAAUGCAAAAAGAGAUCACCGCUUUGGCCCCAUCAACCCUCAAAAUCAAGAUCAUCGCCCCACCCGAAAGAAAAUACUCUGUCUGGAUUGGAGGUUCCAUCUUGGCUUCCCUUUCAACCUUCCAACAAAUGUGGAUCUCAAAGCAAGAGUACGACGAAUCAGGACCCGCAAUUGUCCACAGAAAGUGCUUCUAAAUCAACAAUUUCGAGACGAAAAGAAAAAGAAAGAAGACAAAAAAAUCAAAAUCACAAAACAACAUCAACAAAAAAAAAUUUCAAAACAACGACAACAACAAAGCAAUCAGAUUGUCAAAUAUUAUCGAAACAUCAAAUUACAGCAACAAUCAAAGUUACAUCAACA